ACUGUCGAAAACAAUAACACUGAUUUGGCGAAUGUUCACGUUUGGAGUCUUUCCGUUUUUUUUCUCCUCGCGCCGUCCGCUAAGAUUUCGUAUGGUUUCCACAAUUAUCGUUGCCACUGCCGCCAAUUCCCAGACUUUUGGGAUUACAGUCGAACGAACACUUAAAUCCACAGCGCGACUAACCCUCUACGGACCAGGCUCGUUUUUAUGAAAUCGAAACGACAUUCCUACCGACUAAGUGCAAAGGGACAUUUUAGUAGUAUUAGCAGUAGGCGCAAUAAUAUCAAUAUAAUUAAUAAUUAUUAGGUGUUUAAUAUACCUAUAUACAAUAUACGAAAGCACUAUGGCUGAUCCGAUAGAGCCGAAAAACAUUGCAGACGACGUGAUCGGGGCAACUGGUGAUAAGAGAAAGAUGUCAUCAGACAUGAGUCCAGAGCAGACCAACGUCAUAAAAAAGCUGAAAGAGACAAAAACGCAACCGGACACGCUGUGCCAGUGCCCCCAAAAAUGUUCAGAACGUGUACCUCAGCGAUCUAAGGAUGAGCUGUUUAAAAUGUUUGGAGAAAUGGACAGCGAAGAUGUACAAAAUAAAUUUUUACAGAAGUUUAUUGAGGCUCGACCUGUUGCCAAUCGUUUGUUUAGUAAAGAGACCACAGCCAAUGGUAAAUUGUUGAGAAGAAUUCAUUGCAAGUACAGAAUACCUUCAUUCGUAUCCGAGGAUUUUAUGUCAAAUAUAAAUUGUGAUUCUGACAAAGAUGAAGAAUCAGACUUUGAUGAAACAUCUUCAGUGGCGUCUCUGGAUUCUAAAGAAGAGAAUGACAAGUCUUUAGAAAGUGAUUCAACAGAAACAUCAAGAAAGUCAUUAAGUCGUUACAACUGUGUAGAUGUUUGUCAAAAAGCAUUUCUCAAUCUGUUUGGCUUAUCAGAUAAACGUUUAAAAACUGUUAGAGAAUUAUUGAUAAUUAAAGCUCGUCAAAAGCACAUGAAACGUAUGAUGGAAAAAGAAGAAAACCAAAUAGAAGUAUCUUUAGCUAAGGAUCUUGCACAGGGUUGUUUGCCAUUGAUGGCACUUUUUAAUAAAGAAGAUAGCAAGAAAGUAUCUGAUCAGUUGAUGACUGCCAUCAGCAAUGAUAUAAAUUUAGUAAAUAACUUCUUUUGCAAUCAGCUAUGGAAACCAGAGUACAUCAACCAAAAGCCAUCUGAAUGAGUAUAAAUUAUUUUUUAUACAUAUUUUGAUGAUUGUAAAUGUAAUUGAUUGAAUAAGUAUUGUAUUUAAAUCAAUUUUCGGGUACUACUUUAAUACAAAUCCAAUUCAAAAUAUUGUUCUGAAUUCAGGGGAUUAUACUUAAUGUAAAUUUUUAUAUUAUUGUACUAGUUAAUUAAAUGUCAGUUGACUGGGGUUGUUAAAAUAUGUAUGUUGUCUAACUAUUCUAUGUUUUAAAUUACUUAUUUUGGUAUAAUACCUAAUAAAAUGAGUAAUGUUUUAUGGCCUGAUAAUAUAUUUUUUUAAAGUUAAAUUAUUACAUAUUAUUAUAAUCUAUUAUGUAUGUACCAGAACAAAUAAACAAAAGUAGAACAUUUUAAGUUUAUUUUAAUAUUUUAUUAUUAUUAUUAAAGUUUUUUUUUUAUAGUAUAAGAAACAUAGAAUUAUGAUUGGCUCUUGGUUUAUUUUAUUUUUAUUGUAGUAUUAACAUGUUAACAAAAAAUAAACCUUAUUGAAUAGUACAAAGCAAAGUAAAUGGGAGACACAACACAAGUAUUACAUUAAGUUUUUGUUUAACUUAAUAUUUUAUUAUGGUGUCUAAAUUAUGUUAUACACUACUUGAAAAUGUGUUAUAAAUUUGAAUGAAUAAAGAAUGAUAAAUUCAUUCUGUACAUUUAGAAAUUAAGUUAGAAUUUAGUAUUCCUUUUUUAGAUUUUAAGAUUAGUAGCCUCCAUUAAGUUUGUAUGAUUUAAUUUCGUCCGAUUAUGAUUACAUUAUUAUUGUCAGUAUUUUUUUUUUUUGUAAGCCCCUAAUUAUGCAUUUGAAUGACUUCAUUUUUGUUUUGUUUUUUAUAUUGGUACUAUAAUUAUUCUAAGGAAGAUGAUACCAAAUCCACAUUAAUUAUAGUGGUCUUAAUUAUACCAAACACCCAACAACUAUUAAUUGUCAAAUGGGUUACAUCAUUUUAUAUAUUAUAUACAUUUUUAAUUUUAAACUAUAUUUUUACUAAAACUACUAUUAUUUUUACAUGUUAACUAUAGUUCAAGAUCCAAAUUAGAUUUUAAGACAUGUUAAUGACUUGUGACGAAUUUAUAAUAGUAAUUAGUAGUACAUAGAAACUAUAUUUUAUAAAAUAUUUCACAAAAUAAUUUUGUAUUUUCUAGACCAAUGCUAUUGUAAAUGUAAGAUAUUGUGAAUUUAAAUUUGUUUAAAACAUAUUUUUCAAAGAUAUAUUUUUUCACAAGUAUUAAUAUAAUUAAAUGGAAUAUAUUUUAUAAGACCCCAAACCAAAUAUAUGAACCAUAUUAAACUGA
Molecule: messenger RNA, 2517 nt
Organism: Myzus persicae (green peach aphid)
Lineage: Eukaryota; Metazoa; Arthropoda; Insecta; Hemiptera; Aphididae
Exons: 3
Coding region: 344-1207 (287 amino acids)
Source: RefSeq, a predicted model, not a curated record